Molecule: messenger RNA, 1011 nt
Organism: Saitoella complicata NRRL Y-17804
Lineage: Eukaryota; Fungi; Ascomycota; Saitoellomycetes; Saitoellales; Saitoellaceae
Product: 3-oxo-5-alpha-steroid 4-dehydrogenase
Exons: 3
Coding region: 22-900 (292 amino acids)
Biological process (GO): lipid metabolic process
Molecular function (GO): oxidoreductase activity, acting on the CH-CH group of donors
Source: RefSeq, a predicted model, not a curated record
CUUUGAUCUUCGACGCACGCGAUGGACGUGCUCAAGAAAUUCCUGGCUCAGUAUCACGACUACCUCCCACCUCACUCAAUCUACACCUCUGCCCGUGAUCCGGCGGUAUACACAGCCUACCUCCGUUUCUUCCAACUUUUCCCAUUGGUCGCACCGGUGGUCUUCGUGAUCGAUGCCCCUCAUGGUCGCUUCUCCCUCCAAAACUCCAAACUCAACAUCCCCGGCCGAUGGGGCUGGAUGCUUAUGGAACUCGUCUCGCCUCUGGCAUUCCUCUCGACAUACCUCUCUGCACCAAAAAGAGCAGGAGGUUUGGUGAAUUACGUCCUGGUUGCGUCGUAUCUGUUGCAUUAUGCCAAUCGAGCUGUCAUUGGGCCGAUGUUUAGGGCACCGAGCAUGAAACCGAUGCAUGUGAGUGUUUUUGGGUCUGCGGUGCUGUUUAAUUAUAUCAAUGGGCUUCUUCUUGGUGCCUACUUUGCCUCAUCGCCCAGCGCACAUCUACCAAACACACAAGUAGCCAUUGGGCGUUUUCUUUGGACAGUCGGAUUCAUUGGGAACUUCUACCACGACGAGAUCCUAUACUCCCUCCGUCGAGACAAACAGAAGAGCCAGAGUGACAAGAGCACACAGGACAGGGGCGAUUAUUCAAUUCCGCAUGGAGGUCUUUACUCCCUCAUCAGUGUCCCCUCAUAUUUCUGUGAGUGGAUUGAGUGGACGGGGUUCGCGCUGGCGUCGACUCCGUUGACUUGGGCAGGAGCAUUGGCGAGCGCUCCAUUGGCGUUCGUAGCAGCGGAGGUAGGAGCGAUGCUACCGAGAGCUUGGAAAACGCAUCGGUGGUAUACGGAGAAGUUUGGGAAGGACUAUCCGGAGGGACGGAAGGCCGUGAUUCCCUGCGUUUUCUGAGCGUGCCGGGAAGGCAAGCAACGAACAAUUGGAACUGUAUCCGAGGAAAUCAAGCAUCGGAAACUGUCUUAGACCAGUCGGGUAGCCAUUCGAAAUAGAAUUACAGGGUCC